UUUGGCGCUAAAACGUUUAUUUUAUAAUUUCCAGUGAGCCAUCCAUGUGAUCUGAAGGAUGCUACAAGACGAUCGGGCCUAUUCGGAGAUGGGUAGUUAUAUCCCCCCGUACUCCACGGAAUUCGGUUACGAUAUGGACCGCGAUCAACCGUUAUUUCCGGCUGAUUCACAGGGAAUUUCUAGUCCGGUAGACGGUAAACCCAAGAUUUUUCUCAUGGGACUUCGAAAGUUUGUUAUACAUAUGCAAUUGACAGUGAUAUUUCAGGAGCGGCAAGUCUUCAAUUCAGCGAGUUGUGUUCCAUAAAAUGGCCCCAAAUGAUACUCCCUACCUGGAAAGUACUCACCGGAUAGAAAAGAACGGUAGUUAAUAUUGUCGUUCAUGUCACGUUCCGUUUAGACGUUUCCGACUGUUCCUUCAUCAAAUUCCAGAUAUGGGAUUUUCCCGGUCAAUUCAACUUUUGCGACGUUCUAUUUCAGCCGGAGCUUAUAUUUAAAGCCUCAUGCGCUGUGAUAUUCGUAAUUGACGCACAAGAUGAUUAUCACGAAGCCGUAAACGAACUUCACAAAAUUUUGAAAAAGGCGCUUCAUAGCAAUAUGAACAUAAAGUUUGACGUCUUCAUCCACAAGGUGGACUGUUUGAAUGAUGACCAGAAGAUUGAUAUUCAACGGGACAUCUCCCAGCGGGUGAUGAGUGCCGCUGAGGACACGUACUGUGACAGCGGAGCCUCAAAUUUGUAUAUAGGCAGUGCACCGUCUCACUAUAGUCUGCCUGUUCUGUACAACGACAGAUUUCAUCUCACGACAAUAUAUGAUCAUUCCAUCUUCGAGGCCUUCAGCAAGGUGGUCCAGCGACUGAUUCCCUGUCUUGACGCGUUUGAAGAGCUUUUGGACAUAUUCAUUACGAACUCCAUGGUCGACAAAGCCUUCCUGUUCGAUGUAUCCUCCAAAAUCUAUUUGGCCACAGAUUCAUCCGUGGUGGACAUGCCCACAUACGAAUUGUGCUGUGAUAUGAUUGACGUCGUGGUUGACGUGGCCGCAAUUUACACUCCCCACUCUGAUCUUGUGGACCCCCCGUUCUCCGCACAAACUGGAGCAACAAUCAUGCUGAACAAUGACACUGUGUUAUACCUGCGUGGAAUUAAUCAAUACAUGGCUCUGGCAUGUCUAAUGCACGAAGAAUCGCUGGAAAAAAUAGGCACUUACUAUGCUGAAGUAGCUCUGCUGCGCUCGCACUCCAGAGAUGCGAACGAUUCAGAAAAUCCAGCUGUGCAGUUUGGUGUCGGCUUCCUACCCUCAGUAGGACUGAUUGAAUAUAAUUUCCAGAUAAUCAAAGACGGUCUUCAAAGGCUUCUCGAGGUCAGUCAACAACGCGUGCAGGAUGAGCAUGUGACUUUGCUGGCCCAACAGCAGCAGCGGCAACGACUACUGGAUGGGAUGCAUGACAAUGACCGAGGCGCUGGCAACUUUUCCGACAUUGAAUGCGAAGCUGUAGACGAAGAUGAUGACGAAGACGUCGGUCGCUUAGCUCUUGGGCCCACGGCGUCAAGAGUGCGCAAGCAACACUUUGAUCGACGUCUCGGGAACUCUGGUUAAAAUGACUGAUUUUAUUAUUUCCCUGCUUGUUUCAGUUUCCCAUUUGUGAAUAUGUGCUAUCAUUGACUUGUAAUUUCCCAUUUGCGUAUACUGUGUCGAUUUUGGUUAGUAGUAGAGAUAGAAUCAGUCUGAUUUCUCUAUCAUCGCUUCUUAUUUUCC
Messenger RNA from Opisthorchis viverrini, 1752 nucleotides. RefSeq lists its product as hypothetical. Gene Ontology annotation, cellular component: nucleus; lysosome; Gtr1-Gtr2 GTPase complex. Gene Ontology annotation, molecular function: GTPase activity; GTP binding. The record is from RefSeq and is a predicted model, not a curated record. The transcript is spliced from 7 exons. The coding region runs from base 595 to 1593 and encodes 332 amino acids. NCBI's taxonomy places the organism in Eukaryota, Metazoa, Platyhelminthes, Trematoda, Opisthorchiida, Opisthorchiidae. Gene Ontology annotation, biological process: positive regulation of TOR signaling; regulation of autophagy; cellular response to starvation.